AUGCUCGGCGCAGCUAUGCACAAGGCGCUGAGCUACGCGGCGACCCGAAGAAGAUGCCGAGACUUUAAAAUCAUCUGCGAGCAGAGAAAUGACAAAUGGCUAGUCGGCAUCGGGGACGACGGGGAAGGAUUUCUGUUCGAAUCCAUCGAGGAGGAAAAAUCGUGGCUGUCAGCAUUUGUAUCGAACGGCAUCUGCCAGAAUGCCAGGAUGGCUGAUGAUGACGAAAAAACUGAGGGGGAGUUUUCUUCAUUUCAAACUGUUGGCACUCAGUCAUCGAAUAUCCUAAUUUUGACCUUCGAUGGAUCUGUUGGAUGUCUGCAAGGACAUGCUGCACUAGAAGAGUUCUGUGUGCUUCUGCAGCGCCUGAAUCCAGCCACAGUCGGUAUGUGUGAGGCUUAA
This is a messenger RNA of Guillardia theta CCMP2712, 399 nucleotides long. RefSeq lists its product as hypothetical. NCBI's taxonomy places the organism in Eukaryota, Cryptophyceae, Pyrenomonadales, Geminigeraceae. The transcript has 3 exons. The record is from RefSeq and is a predicted model, not a curated record. The coding region runs from base 1 to 399 and encodes 132 amino acids.